UUCGGAAUUCCAGCAGGAACUGUGAAAAUGACAGCUAUACUUCAAAAGUGACCUUAGAUUUUGAACAAAAAGUUCGUCUGAGGAGUUUGUCAAAAGCUAAAAGGUUUAGUAACUAUAAUCAGAGCAUCAAAGAGGAGAGUAAGCAGACUGAUUGCCCUGACUGGGUUCCAGUUCGCCAACCAACUUUGGAGACAUCUACAAUAGAUAUGGAUAGCAAAACUCUGCAAGAGAUAGAGAAAGCUUUGGAAGAAGCUAAAAACAAUCUUAAGUGUUUGAAGACUAUAGAGGAGAUACUUGAAAACUUCGUCAUCGAAGCAAAGCAGGAAGAAAGCAAGAUUGCAGAUGUUGUUAAUACCAAGUUUGCAGACUUUAUUGCUACCCUAAAUUCAAGGAAAAGGAAACUAGAAACAGAGUUGGUAAUGAACACCAGUUACUAUAUAACUGAUAUACAUAAUGUUCGGGCCUCGGUUCUACAGAAAAAAUGCAAUUUGGAUGCAGCCAUAAAGGCAGCAAGAGCGUUGAAAGCAAAUCAUUCCAUAAAACCUUGCUACAAUUUAAAUCAGAUUCUCUGCAACUUAAAAAUGACAGUUGAGGACGAAGUCUUAAAACUAGAUAAUCUGAAAAAAAGAACACUUCCAAGGUUUUACCUGAACUGUGAUGAGAUUAUCCCUGUGUUCGAAAACAUGGGGAAAUUUUCCUAUGAUAUCCCCAAUAUGCAAACUUUGGGAAGCAGACCUCUAAAAUUGAGCGAUACAGAAGUGGAAUUUAUUGCUGAUGCUCCAACUCAAAUAAAUAUAAAACCUGAACCGCUUGUUGAAGAAAUUGGUGCAGUUGCUUCUCUGCGAAAAUCUGAUGCACAUCUCAAAGGAAAUGGCAUCCAGCUCCAAGAAAUGGCUCCAUCAUCCACUCAGAAAAGUGUUGCUGCUUUAUCUCAGUCAGAAUCCACCCCAGAUGUCAUAAUUGAAGAAAUAAUUGAAAAUGAUGAAGAAAACUCUACUGAAUUAGUUAUUGUCAGUUGUGUGCUAAAUCCUAGCCACUUCUAUGUUCGGAAAGUUUCACAAAAGAAAACUGCAGUUCAUCUGGAAAAAAUGCUGAAGUUAUUUUGUACUAAGAAAAGUUCAUCCCCAAGCGACGUCUUGGAAAUAGGUACGGGAAUCUUCGUUAAAAGUAAAAAACAUGGAAUUUGGUGCCGGGCAAAAAUAAUUGAACUAAUUCCAUUGCAGAAGACAAAUGAGGGGAAACCCUGUGGUCCAACAAAAUACAAAAUUGGUGAUAUUGCUGUGAUGAAAAUAUUCCUUAUAGACUUUGGGCACCCUGAAGCUUUAAUUGUUUCAGGAGUACCAAAUGAAGUUAUUGUGAAUCCAGAACAUGUCACGCUAGAAUAUAUAGUGAUUGAAGACUUAUGCUUGCUUGUACGGAAGCCUGAUUCUCUUAUGGACGCACAACUUAGAGGUAUAAAUAAGUUAGCGCUCCAAUGCUCCCUGAAGGAUAUCGUUCCCAAAAAUUCAAGUGAAAGUUGGAGUAAAGAAGCAAGGACAGCAUUUUUGGGAAUGGUAAAUUACAAAGCUGUUCUAAUGAAAGUGUUCAGAGAAGAGGAUGGUGUUCUUAUUGUAGAUCUAAUGAAACCUCCAGCAAACAAAAUAAGCAGUGACAUGCCUGUAUCUCUCAGAGAUGCCUUAGUUUUUUUGGAUUUAGCAAGCUUUUGCAAUGAGCUUUCUGACCAGUCUGAAGAUGAUGUACCACUGCAGUACUGCCCUCCUGUGAUACCACAAGAAGAUACAGAAGUUGCAGUUGUUGUUAGUUACAUUAAAAAUCCUGGUGACUUUUGUAUUCAGCUGCUGGAGGAAGGUCCAGAAUUUGCAGCUUUCCUGAGCAAAGUGGAUGAAGUGUAUAAAAAUGAAGGUGGAGUCAGCUUGGAAGUUCUCUGUCCAGUCCAGGGUCAACCAUGCAUAGCAAGAUUUGAAGAUGGAGUUUGGUACAGAGCACAGGUUAUUGGAUUGCCAGGCCAUCAAGAAGUUGAGGUGAAAUAUGUUGACUUUGGCAAUACUGCUAAAAUAAAUGUGAAAGAAAUGUGCAAAAUAAAAGAUGAGUUUUUAGCCCUCCCAGCAAAGGCCAUCAGGUGCAAGCUGGCUCAUAUCAAACCAUGUGAAGGAGAAAAUGAAUGGAGUUCUAAAUCAAAGGACAGAUUUGAAGAAUUGAUUCAAAACAAAUGUAUGCUCUGCUUUGUUAUUGAGAAAUCGCAAGACAAUGUACUAACUGUCAAGCUCCAUGAAAGUGUGGGUGAAUCACCAGAGCUGUCUUGUAGUGUUAACAGCCUCUUGGUUAAAGAAGGUCUGGCAUCCUACAUAACAAGCAAUAGCCAAAUGACUGCCAGCUGCCACAAUGAAGUAUGGGAUCCUGCUCUAGAGGAAACCUUUGAAAAGGCAACAAAAGAUGUGUUAAAACCUGGGAAGGAAGAUUUGUCACAGUCUGAAGAUUUGAGAUUAGAUUGCAACAAAGAAUUGCAAGUGCAGAUUAAUCACAUUGUAUCCCCAAGCAAGAUCUUCGUGCAUUUUAUGUCAUCAGAACAAAUUCUGAGAAGUUUACAGGAAAAAAUGGCUGCCACUUACUUUGAAUCUGUGAGUAAAACAGUUCAGUGGGAAGUGGAUAUGAGUUGUGCUGCAUAUAUAUGUGAUCUGAAUCAAUGGCAAAGAGGCCAGAUCCGCAGGAUUCUUUCAGAAAGAGUGGUGGAGGUGUUCCUCAUUGAUUUGGGCAUAGCCAGAACUGUGGAUACUGUGUGUCUAAGAGAACUAGAACAGUUUCUCAAGACAGUCAGGCCUCUUGCAGUGGAGUGCUCCUUAACAGACAUACGACCAGCCGGUGGGACUGAGCAGUGGACAGCAACUGCAUGUGAUGCUCUUUCACAUUAUUUAACUGGAGCUGUGGUAAAUCUAAUAAUACAGGAAAAUCACUCUUCACCUCUACCUGUGAAAAUAUUUAGCAAAAGUGGCGGGUUGUGUACUGACAUUUCAGAAUACAUGAUUAAAGAAGGCUUGGCACUAAGAAAAAGAAGAGCAUCUAAAACAGACUCAAGUACAGCAUCCUCUGUCAAACUACAUGAAAUGCCUUUCCAGUCCAAGAAUGCAGAGAUAAACCAGUUGCUUGUAGUAACAGAAUGUACACCAAGCCCUUCUAAACCAGAGAAGGACCCUGAUCCUUCCGUUACAAAUUGCAAAGAGCAAGAAUCUCAGAUCUCUGUGGCUCAGCCUAUAGCUCAGGCUGUCAUGGUUGAGUCCUACAAACCACCCGUUAUCCCUUGCUUGGACUGCUUCAGCGCUCUAGUCAGCUGUGUUUCGGACAGCGGGACUAUUUAUGUGAUUCCAAAGUCACAAGAACAACAGCUAAGCAAGUUGAUGAGUGACAUACAGAAUAACUUCCAAUGUCUAGGGCUUCUGGAACCCUACAGCUGGAAAAGAGGAGAGGCUUGUGUUGUAAGAGCUGCAGAUACAAUGUGGUAUCGAGGGGAAGUUAGAGAUGUUGGUGGUGGCAUUAUCAGAGUGCAGUACGUGGACUAUGGAUAUAUUGAGAAAAUUCCUCAGUGCCAUCUCUAUCCAACUAUUUUGUAUGCUGACAUACCUCCAUUUUCCAUACCAUGUCAGCUGUAUAAAACUGUACCAGUUGGAAAUGUUUGGCAGCCAUAUGCAGUUGAACUUCUUCAAGAACUGCUCACGAAACGAUAUGUUGAAAUAGACAUUAAGGAACGGCCAGACAACCCCUUGGGGAACGUCUCCAUUAAACUCUGUUUUGCUGGGAUGUCACUUUCUUCCUUCAUGGCGUAUCAUAAACAUUGCAUUAGUGAAGACUAUGAUGGCUGUAUACCAAAACUGGAUAUAACAGACUGCAGUGAAGAUCAUUUAGAGGAAAAUUGUGAAAUCAGUCAUGAGGAGUUACUCAUGUCUGAAGUAGACACUCCUCUUCUGCCACCAUAUACGUCACCAUUGCUGCCUGUUCUUGGAGAACUCUUUCCAGUGAAAGUAACACACAUUGUGUCACCUAAUGAGGUGUACAUUUCCCUUGAGCAGUCAUACGAUGCUAAUCCGCACAAUGACACAAAGGACAGAGGAAUUGUCUCGGAUUCUGAAACUUUGGAUCAAACCUUGAGUCAUUGUAAUCAGAACAUAGAGUCCAUCCCUUCUCUAACAGAUUUUCGAAAAGACAUGCCUUGCCUUGCAAAGUAUAGAGAUGGCUCCUGGUACCGGGCAAAACUCCUCUCAAUUAAAGAGUUCAAUCCUCUUUCGGUUCUGGUGGAAUUUGUUGAUUAUGGAUCAACUGAUAUAUUGCACACAAGCAGGUUACGUCAGAUCCCUCCUCACUUCAUGCAAUACUGUGUUCAAGCAAUCAGAGUCUUGCUGGCUGGAUUCAAGCCUGCUUUGUGUGAUCCAGCAUCAGAAAGAAUUCCUUAUUGUCCUGAAUGGAGCUUAGAAGCAUUGUGGACCAUGAUGGACUGCUUCCAAGGGAAAAAUCUCUAUGCUUCCUCACUGACACACUCACCAGAACAUACCGUGUUUUUAUACGAAGAUGGACACCUGUUUCACAUGAAGCUAGUAGAAAUGGGAUUUGCAGAGUUAACCUAGUGACAAAUGCAGAGCUUGUGACAAGAAUAAACCUAAAUAGAGAGU
This is a messenger RNA of Elgaria multicarinata webbii, 4658 nucleotides long. RefSeq names its product ring finger protein 17 (gene RNF17). The coding region runs from base 207 to 4613 and encodes 1468 amino acids. The transcript has 35 exons. Lineage: Eukaryota; Metazoa; Chordata; Lepidosauria; Squamata; Anguidae. The record is from RefSeq and is a predicted model, not a curated record.